CUGGACAGAGAAACAAUUACGCCCAACGGGACAAUCAUCUUAGUGCUAACUGCAGAGCCAGAAAUAAUCAUUACAAUACGAAUAAACGUACUCGAUAUCAACGACAAUAGUCCGACAUUCCCAUCCAAAUAUUUGGUCAGUUUGCUUUUGGCCGUUCAUAUUAAACAUAUUCACAGAUUCACAUUUCACAACAGAUUCACACUGGUCUCUCAUCUGCAACACACCAUGGUCUACAACGUCAGAUCUAAAUUCAAAAAUGUUUCGAUUGUGGAAUCAGCAGUUAUUGGCAGUCGGAGGCGUCUACAGUCGGCCAGCGAUCCGGAUUUUGCUGAAAAUGGCACCAUAGCAAGCUAUGUGAUUGAGGGUGACGAAAAUACGUUUGCUUUGAUUCGAUCAUCAAACAGCACCGGAGGUGACGUUCUGUUGCUGGAACUGCUCAACAAACUUGACCGUGAAACCAAGGACUUGUACAUUCUCAAUAUUUCAGCGUACGAUGGAGGUACUCCUCCACGUUAUGGCUACUGUACGGUAUACGUAAACGUACUGGACGCAAACGACAAUGCACCGAUUUUCACUCAUUCACGAUAUGACAUUCAACUGAAUGAAACGGUAACACCUGGUGCAAAACUGCUGCGUGUACGAGCCACGGAUGCCGAUAUCGGUGCAAAUGGUCACAUAACCUAUCGGCUGAGGACGAAUCCUUUCGAGCAGUUCCUAAUCGAUCAAGAUACUGGGAUCAUUACUGUU
This is a messenger RNA of Gongylonema pulchrum, 747 nucleotides long. NCBI's taxonomy places the organism in Eukaryota, Metazoa, Nematoda, Chromadorea, Rhabditida, Gongylonematidae. The record is from the annotation of a GenBank genome assembly.